Molecule: messenger RNA, 882 nt
Organism: Benincasa hispida (wax gourd)
Lineage: Eukaryota; Viridiplantae; Streptophyta; Magnoliopsida; Cucurbitales; Cucurbitaceae
Cellular component (GO): cytoplasm; nucleus
Source: RefSeq, a predicted model, not a curated record
GAUUGCAUAGCGUAUGCGUAGGCUAAAAUCACAAUAAUCUGUAUUACGCGGCAUUUCGAUAAGCACAAAAAUUCACGAACAAACUAGACGAGUCAGCAGGCCAGCUACCACCUUCCAAUCGCUUUAAUCCAUCGCCUCCGACGCACUCCCGAUUUUAUCUCUCUCUCUCUCUCUCUCUGUUGUGCUGCGAUGUGGGACGAUUGCCAUCGUGGGUUGCCGGACUCCCACCAGCCACAAUCCGAUCAAGAAUCCUUUAUUAACUUUGAUUUCUUCUCUGCAGCGACUAAUUUUAAGGAUUAUUACAAGACGUUGGAGGUGGAUUACGAUGCAACUGAUCAUGAUAUUCGAGCCAAUUACAUACGGCUGGCUCUGAAAUGGCAUCCUGAUAAGCAGAAAGAUCAAGAUAUUGCCACCUCCAGAUUUCAGGAAAUAAACGAGGCUUUUCAAGUUUUGAGUGAUCCCAUCAAGAGGAGAGAAUACGACAACAAAGGCAUGUUGUACAAAUAUGAUUACACCGUAGUUGAAUAUCUCAACCGUUUCAAGGGCCUUAUAUUGACUUGCAAUGGCCUCGGAAUUAAACAUUCAAUUUGGUAGAAACAGAAACAUCACUCUUGGGAACAAUUGCCAUAUUAUCUAGCAAUCUGCCGACAUGACAAUUCAAGUACAUGAAGGCUUGUUUGAGCCAAGCCAAUGCUUUCGACUUUCUACUGCCCCAUAUUUUCAUUUGUUCUGAUAUUUGUAUAAAUUCCAAAACAAAAAGAAAACCCUUCAUAUUUGUAUCAAUUAUCUUCCCUGACUACACUUCCUAAAUUCUUAAUCUGUGGGACAGAAAAGGAAUACUAUUUAUUUGCUUCACUAAUAUGCAUGGAUGUUGGCUUUGUA